This is a messenger RNA of Rhagoletis pomonella (apple maggot), 3010 nucleotides long. It is a transcript of the gene PAN2, whose product is annotated as PAN2-PAN3 deadenylation complex catalytic subunit PAN2. NCBI's taxonomy places the organism in Eukaryota, Metazoa, Arthropoda, Insecta, Diptera, Tephritidae. Gene Ontology annotation, biological process: nuclear-transcribed mRNA poly(A) tail shortening. The record is from RefSeq and is a predicted model, not a curated record. The transcript has 13 exons. Gene Ontology annotation, molecular function: protein binding. The coding region runs from base 218 to 2995 and encodes 925 amino acids. Gene Ontology annotation, cellular component: PAN complex; P-body.
UUCUUCUUCUUCAGAAGGGAGCCGAAAACAGAAAUGAUAAAAAGUCAUCAGAGAAAUCGGAGAAAAUUUGUUGAGAAAUUUUGUAUUUUUACGAAUUCAUUUUAAAUUUAGGAAGUUUUAACAAUAAAUACCACGAUUUCCUCACAAAAAACGUGUAAAGUUAGCAGUUGGCAUAUAGCUAGUAUUAAACAGUGUUUGUGGUUGGGUUCAGAAAUUUAUGGAUUAUGUUUAUUGUGGCACCGAACCGCCAGAGGACAUUUUAAAUGUCUACGAUGGCGGCGGCCAACGCAGCACUGGCCACUUUUCGCCAAAUUUCAACGGCUUCAAUAUUAGCUCCGGGGACCCAGGCUACAUGGAACUGGUGCCCAUUCUGGCAGAUGGCGGCGAAAACUUUGGUGUAUCGGCACUCGCAUUUGAUGAUUAUGAGGAGUUGCUCUGGAUGGGUAAUCAGGGAGGCCACGUCACUUCGUAUUACAGCAGCACAUUACAAAAGUACACUUCUUUCCAAGUGCAUGCCAGCGAUAUCGUUCGUCAGAUCAUAACCAUUGACGCUGGCAUUUUGGUGCUGACGCAAACGUCAUUGAGACAUCAGAUACGUCGUGGCAUACCGAAGUUUACACAUCGCUCGAAGAGCAUGACUGAAAUGGUGUGUAUGCAACAGCUGACACCAAAUCGUUUGGUCAUGGCAGGUCUGCAAGAUGAAAUGAUCGAGUUUGAUCUCCGUACACUGAAAGAAACGAAAGUGGAAAAUAUUGGAUCAACAGGCUGUACAGUGCUUCGCAAAAAUUCACGCUUCCUAUUCGCCGGGGACCCGUUUGGCAUGGUGACAUUGCGCGAUUUGAAUUCGCUACAUGUAGAGCACACUAUCAAGACUCACACUGGUAGUUUAUCCGAUUUCGAUGUACAGGGAAACUAUCUCAUCUCAUGUGGAUAUAGCGGCCGACAAGGCACACUGGCCGUCGAUCGUUUCCUCAUGGUUUAUGAUCUACGCAUGCUGCGUUCGAUAUCACCCAUACAAGUGCUAAUCGAUCCACAGCUUUUAAAGUUUCUACCAUCGCAGACUUCACGGUUAGCUGUAGUUUCUAGCUACGGACAAGUACAAUUAGUCGACACUGUUGAAUUGAGCGAACCACGAGUAUCUAUGUACCAAAUCAAUACGACCGGCAGUCAGUGUCUGAGUUUCGAUGUGUGUUCCUCAUCACAGGCAAUGGCUUUUGGUGCUCAAUCAGGUCAUAUUAGCGUAAUCGCCGCCGUCAAUACACCACAGCCCCAAUUUAAUGCCUUCUCGCGAAAUACGGAAUUUGCUGAUCCAGUGCCGCAGUUGCCUUUUGUGCCUAUUACAGACACCUCAUUUCCGCUAUCAUCGGUUGCCUUACCACACUUGGUGACUGGUAACCGAUGGUUUUCUGAUUGGCCACCCGAGCUGCUACGCUAUCAAUAUCGGCGACCAAAACACAUUGAAGCAGAUGUUAUUAACAAUAUGAAGAUGCAAGGGCCCAUUGGCUAUUCGCCGAACCCGCGUACAGCACGUCGCAAUCAAAUACCAUAUGUACUUGAAACGCCGAAUAACAUGACCACUAACAGUAAUGGCUUGCCGAGCACGGUUAAAACGGCGGAAAGUGGCGUAAAAAUCAUACCAAGGCGUUAUCGUAAAGUGGAAUUGAAGUAUUCGAAAUUGGGUACCCAAGACUUUGACUUUGAGCUACACAAUCAGACGUGUUUCGCCGGACUGGAAGCAACAUUACCCAACUCCUAUUGCAAUUCCAUGUUGCAGAUAUUAUAUUUUAUUGAGCCCCUGCGUCUAAAACUGAUUGAACAUUCUUGCAAAAAGGAGUUUUGUUUGUCCUGUGAACUCGGUUUCCUCUUCAAUAUGUUGGAUAAAAGCUCAGCUGCAACACCAUGUCAAGCCAGCAAUUUUCUGCGUUCAUUUCGUACGGUGCCUGAAGCAUCGGCACUGGGUCUUAUACUGUCCGAUCGUUCGUCCAAUGUUAAUUUAAUAAAUCUUAUACAGAAUUGGAAUCGUUUUAUUCUACAUCAGAUGCAUUAUGAAAUGGUAGACUCAGAUAAAAAAAGUCGCUUGAAUAGCGCAACAAGCACAAGCAGUUCCGAAGAAAACUCGACUAGCAUCGAAAAACCUGCUGUGGACCUAAGCAGUAAAUCGGGCGAAAUAUUUCAAACCAUCGAUAUGAAAAGCGACGAUGAUCGCGAACGAAGUAAAAUUAAUGAAGAAUCGGAAAUCAGUCGUCUAUUCGGUACCAAGCAAGAUUGCAUAAACCGCUGUUUGAAAUGCAACAACGAGAAAACUAAACAAAACAUACUAUUGGCCUGUAAUCUUAGUUAUCCAUUGCAUGUCAAAGAAAUUGAACAAUUCAAUUUUGGUUCCAUUCUUAAAGGCUCUCUAAGCACGGAAAAGCACAUACAAGCCUUUUGCGAACAUUGCAAGAAAUUCUCACCUACCAAGCAAAGUGUUAAGGUCACUUGUCUUCCACAAAUACUGGCAAUCAAUUGCGGUUUGAGCAAUGAAAAAGAUUUGGGAUUCCUGCGAAGACAAUUGAAUCGUAAUUUACACACACCAUCAGAGAGUCCAGCAUUGAAUACAAAUAAGCCCUGUCGUUAUGGCAUAAAUUGCUCUCGCAGCGAUUGUCAUUUUGUGCAUCCCGAUAGGAAAUCUCCAACUUCCAGCACUACAAGAACUCAAACUAAUACCUCACCGAAUGGCCGCCAGAACUCCUGGUUUCCUUUAAGCUUUUCGAUAUCUAUUGGUGAACAGGGCGAGCUGAGUGUGCAAACUGAGCUUAGUAAUACAAAAACCGAAGAGCACAAUUCCACAGAGAAUAAGGAAAAUCGAAGAAGCGGCAAUGAGACAAGCGUUGCAGGCGGCGAUAGCGUAGGCCUCGAUAAAAAACAAAGAGCUAAUUGUAAGUACAAUAGUUUAUUAUGCUGUUCAGGACACUGGCUACGGCACAAAACCGAAACCGAUUUAUCUCCAAUUUAAACUUGACAAUGAAUG